AUGUCAGGUAUUUCGAAACUCUCUGCUUUCUUCAACAAUUGUGUUUCGUAUCUCCCAUCACUUGGUGAGGCGCUAACUACUACUUUCAGUAACGGUUGUUCCUUGAUAUAUUCUGCCGAAAUCACCUUGAAAAGGAAUGCUUCAAUUGAGAUUGUCAAAAAAAAAAAAACUAUCUUUACUGAACUACCUCCCGUAAUGAUCAGUCGGAGCUUUGGGAAAACCAUGGCAAUUUGGAUAGGUGAACAUACUCGGCCAAUCUUCAGCCAUUAUCGAUGCAUAGGUCUACCUACCUUACAGAACCGUGGGUGCUCUGAAUUGUUUUUGCCGGGAAAACGAUUCGCAUCUAAAUCAAUGGUGCGAGUUCCUGAAAUAAAAUAG
This is a messenger RNA of Brugia malayi, 378 nucleotides long. RefSeq lists its product as uncharacterized. The record is from RefSeq and is a predicted model, not a curated record. NCBI's taxonomy places the organism in Eukaryota, Metazoa, Nematoda, Chromadorea, Rhabditida, Onchocercidae. The coding region runs from base 1 to 378 and encodes 125 amino acids. The transcript has 4 exons.